Molecule: messenger RNA, 945 nt
Organism: Sarcophilus harrisii (Tasmanian devil)
Lineage: Eukaryota; Metazoa; Chordata; Mammalia; Dasyuromorphia; Dasyuridae
Product: olfactory receptor 10H1-like
Exons: 1
Coding region: 1-945 (314 amino acids)
Biological process (GO): G protein-coupled receptor signaling pathway
Cellular component (GO): membrane
Molecular function (GO): G protein-coupled receptor activity; olfactory receptor activity
Source: RefSeq, a predicted model, not a curated record
AUGCUGCAUUCAAACCACACCACAGUGUCCGAGUUCAUCCUGAUUGGCUUUUCCACAUUCCCUCGGCUUCAGCUGAUGUUCUUUGUGCUCUUUCUGCUAAUGUAUUUGUUCACACUGCUGGGCAAUCUUCUCAUUUUGCAGACCAUCUGGAGUGAGCGGAACCUCCACACACCUAUGUAUUUCUUCUUAUGUGCACUCUCAGUCUCAGAAAUCUUCUACACUUUUGCCAUUAUCCCACGACUACUCACAGACCUUCUAUCUACUCAACAUGUCAUCUCCUUCCUGGGCUGUGCCAACCAAGCUCAUGAGCCCACAAGGCUGUACCUGGUUGACUCUUUCCUGCUCACAGUCAUGGGUUAUGAUCGCUAUGUGGCUAUCUGCUACCCUCUUCGCUACAAUGUGCUCAUGAGCCCACAAGGCUGUACCUGGUUGGUGGCCUCCUCUUGGUUUGCUGGUAUAAUCAUAGGACUGGUUGUUACACUUGCUAUUUUCCACUUGAAUUUUUGUGGGCCCAAUGAAAUCCACCAUUUUACCUGCCAUGUACCUCCCUUAGUGAAGCUUGCCUGUGGGGAUAUUUGGGGUGUGGCUACGGGAGUGGGGAUUGUCUGUAUCACAGCCCUAUUGGGCUGCUUCCUCCUUAUCCUCACUUCCUAUGCUUUCAUUGUGGCCACCAUUUUGAGAAUUCCUUCAGCUGAAGGACGACAAAAGGCCUUUUCUACCUGUGCCUCUCACCUCACUGUGGUUGUGGUACACUAUGGCUUUGCUUCUGUUAUCUAUCUAAAGUCCAAGGCCCCAGAAUCAUUUGAAGGAGACACCCUGAUGGGUAUCACUUAUACUAUUCUUACUCCCUUCUUGAGUCCUAUCAUCUUUAGUCUGAGGAACAAAGAAUUGAAGAAUGCUAUAAAUAAAGUCUUCUUAAGGAUUUUCUUCCCUCAAAAGCUGUAG